AUGUGGAAACAAGGGGAUAAAAAGAUAAAGAACAAGGUAAAUUCUGCAUCUAAUACAAAGACUACAUCAGUUGACCAGAAAGUUAACAAGAGACUUGCUUCCCAGACUUCAGAUGAGACCACAAGUCCACUCAAAAUUCCAAAACGAGCUGCUGCCUGCUCAGAUUCCAAGAAGAAAUCUCUUUAUAUGUCCAAAAAAUCUUCAGUAAUUGAAACAAAAAGGAAUCUGCACGUGGAGGAAGAAAUUGAAGCCCUUCAUCUGACUGCUGGAGGAGAGGAUGGUAGACCCUGUAGAAGACUUACAGAUUUCACCUUUCAUGAUGUGGAUGGGAAACAACAACCAUUUGAGAUGCUGGAAGUUGAUAAUAUUUAUGUCUCUGGUCGAAUAUUGCCCCUUGAGAAAAGUGCUAAUAAAGAAAAAGAACAUGGGGUUAAAUGUGAGGGCUUUGGACGCAUAGAAAACUGGGCUAUCUCUGGUUAUGAAGAAGGAUAUCCAGUUAUAUGGCUGUCAACUGAUAUUGCAGAUUAUGAUUGUAUUAAACCCUCGAAUAGUUAUAAAAUGUUCUAUGACCAUUUCUUUGCCAAGGCUAGUGCAUGCGUUGAGGUUUACAAAAAACUGACAUCUUCUGGAGGAAAUCCUAGCUUAACUCUGGAUGAGCUGCUUGCUGCUGUUGCCCGUGCAUUAACUGGGCGGAAAUGCUUCUCUAGUGUUGCAUCAAUCAAGGAUUUUAUACUUUCUCAGGGCGAGUUCAUUUUUGAGCAGCUCAUUGGUUUGGACGAGACAUCAAAGAAGAGUGAUGAAAAAUUCAUUGAGCUACCUGUCCUUGCUGCCCUUCGAAAUGAGAGUUACAAUCAUGAGGAUCUUACACAUGCCCAACCUAGGUCCUCAACUGGGACUUUAAAAAUUUGUCCAGAAUUAAGUGACACAGGAAACAAAAUGAUGCAAUCUGGUUCAUCAAAUUGUCCAGCGGAGCAUGAUGAAGAUCUAAAGUUGGCAAGAUUGUUAAAUGAAGAAGAAUACUGGCACUUGAUGAAGCAGAAGAAAUACAAGUCUUCGAUAUCCUCGUCAACCAAAUUUUACAUUAAGAUUAAUGAGGAUGAAUUUGUGGAUGACUAUCCCUUGCCUGCUUAUUAUAAGACUUCUAACCAAGAAACAGAUGAAUAUGUAAUCUUUGAUAGUGGCAUUGAUAAAUGUCACAUAGAUGACUUGCCCCGAAGCAUGCUUCAUAACUGGGCAUUGUAUAAUGCUGACUUAAGGCUGAUUUCCCUGGAGCUCCUCCCAAUGAAGCCGUGUGCAGAUAUUGAUGUAACCAUAUUUGGGUCAGGAGUAAUGACUGCUGAUGAUGGGUCUGGAUACACCUUUGACACUGAUAACAAUCAUUCCUCCUCAAGUGGUCCUGGGACAUCUGAAGUUGAUGGAAUUCCAAUUUAUCUGAGUGCCAUAAAAGAGUGGAUGAUUGAGUUUGGAUCCUCAAUGGUUUUCGUUUCAAUACGCACAGAUAUGGCCUGGUAUAGGCUUGGAAAGCCGUCAAAGCAAUAUGCUCCUUGGUACGAUCCAGUUUUGAAAACAGCAAGGCUCGCAGUCAAUAUCAUAACAUUGUUGAAGGAGCAGAGAAGAGUUGCACGCCUUUCUUUUGCAGAUGUUAUCAAGAGAGUAUCAGAGUUCGAAAAAAAUCACGCUGCUCAUAUAUCGUCCGAUCUGAAUAUCGUGGAAAGAUACUUGGUCGUUCAUGGACAGAUUAUUCAUCAGCAGUUUUCAGAAUUUCCUGAUGAGAACAUUAGAAGGUGUGCAUUCGUGACUGGUCUUACAAAGAAAAUGGAAGAGAGACACCAUACCAAAUGGUUAGUGAAGAAGAAGAAGGUUCUGCUGAGGAACGAACCAAACUUGAAUCCAAGAGCAUCUAUGGCACCUAUGAUGUCUAAGAGAAAGGUCAUGCGGGCAACAACGACCAUGUUAAUCAACAGAAUUUGGGGGGGAUAUUAUUCAAACCAUUCUCAGGAGGAGUCUAAUGAAGGGACUGGUUGUGAAGUUGAAGAGGCAGAUGAACUAGAAGAGCAGGAUGGGAAUGAUGAGGAUGAUGUUUUGGAGGAGAAUUUAGUACAAGAGAACAUUGACACACCUUGUUUGGAACCACUACAAAUCAAUUCAUUUUGGAAGGGCAAGGAAAUCAAAUGGGAUGGGGAACCUAUUGGGGAAACACUUUCUGGUGAGGCUCUUUAUAGACGGGCCACAGUUCAUGGAGAUGAGAUUGUAGUUGGAGGUGCUGUUCUGGUUCAAGUUUAUCAAUCUGAUAAAUUUCCAUAUAUAUUUUUUGUGGAAUACAUGUAUGAAAAAUUGGAUGGAACCAAAAUGUUCCAUGGAAGAAUGAUGCUACGAGGAUCCCAAACUAUUCUUGGAAAUGCAGCUAAUGAAAGGGAAUUGUUUUUGACAAAUGAGUGUAUCGAUUUUGAACUUGAAGAUGCCAAACAAUCUAUAACUGCGGAGAUACGGGUGCUACGCUUUGGACAUCAGCACAGGAAAGCUAAUGCUGAUGCCGACAAGAUUGACAGAGUUAGAGCAGAAGAAAGGAAGAGGAAAGGGUUGCCAACUGAAUUUUACUGUAAAUGUUUGUAUUGGCCUGACAGAGGAGCUUUCUUUAGCCUUCCUUUCAAUGAGAUGGGUCUUGGAUCUGGUUUCUGUCAUUCUUGCAAACUAAAGGAAACUAAUAAUAAGAAGGAACGAAUUGAGGUGAAUGCUUCUAUGAAAGAGUGGAGGGAGGAAGGUUCAAAAAUUAAUGUCAGGAGAUUUUUUAGACCUGAAGAUAUUUCUCCGGAGAAGGCAUACUCUUCAGAUAUUAGAGAGAUAUAUUAUAGCGAGGAAACACAAACAAUUCCUGUUGUGGCAAUUGAGGGAAAAUGUGAAGUCAGAAGGAAGAAUGACCUUCCCUGUCAACAAGAUUGCCCUGCAAUUCUUGACCAUAUUUUCGUUUGCGAACAUCUAUAUGAUCCUGCUGGAGGGUCUCUCAAGCAGUUGCCUACUCAUCUCAAAUUGAAGUACUCAUCUGGGAAACUGGAAGACGAUGAUGCAUUGAGGAAGAAAAAAGGAAAGAGUAGUGAUAAUUCAGGAGUCAAGACAGGACGUGAAGCUUUUCAGGGGAACCCCUUGGCUACUCUGGAUAUAUUUGCUGGUUGUGGUGGUUUGUCUGAGGGACUGCAGCUAUCAGGCGUCUCUAUCACGAAAUGGGCAAUUGAAUAUGACGAGGCUGCUGGAGAUGCAUUUAAACUAAAUCAUCCUGAGUCGUCCGUGUUCAUCAACAACUGUAAUGUGAUUUUGAGGGCUGUCAUGCAGAAAUGUGGGGAUGGAGAUGACUGUGUUUCAACCCCUGAAGCUGUUGAGCAAGCUUCUUCUCUGUGUGAGGAAGAGGUUGGUAACCUGCCAUUGCCUGGACAAGUGGACUUCAUCAACGGAGGACCUCCUUGUCAGGGUUUCUCUGGAAUGAAUAGAUUUAAUCAUAGCACCUGGAGUAAAGUUCAAUGUGAAAUGAUUCUAGCAUUUUUAUCGUUUGCUGAUUACUAUCAACCAAAGUUCUUCCUUCUCGAAAAUGUGAGGACCUUUGUUUCAUUCAAUCACGGAGAAACAUUUCGUUUAACUCUAGCUUCACUUCUUGAAAUGGGCUAUCAGGUGAGAUUUGGUGUCCUUGAAGCUGGAGCAUAUGGAGUUCCUCAGUCCAGGAAGAGAGCAUUUAUAUGGGCAGCCUCUCCAGAGGAGUCCCUUCCCGAGUGGCCAGAACCAAUGCAUGUGUUUGCUGCACCGGAGUUGAAAAUAAGGAUGUCACAAAAUGUAUAUUGUGCUGCCGUUAGGAGUACGGCUAGUGGAGCUGCAUUUAAGUCACUUACAGUUAGAGACACAAUUGGGGAUCUGCCGGUGGUUGGCAAUGGGGCAUCUAAAAUCAGUCUACCUUAUCAAGAUGACCCCAUAUCAUGGUUCCAAAAGAAAAUUCGAGGGAAUAUGCAAGAGUUAUCUGAUCAUAUAUCCAAAGAGAUGUGUGAGCUUAAUGUCAUCAGGUGCCAGAGAAUUCCCAAGCGCCCCGGAGCUGAUUGGCGCGACCUUCCAGAUGAGAAGGUAAAACUGUCCACUGGCCAAGUAGUUGAUUUGAUACCAUGGUGCCUUCCUAACACGGCCAAGAGGCACAACCAGUGGAAGGGGCUUUUCGGAAGGCUUGAUUGGGAGGGUAAUUUUCCCACAUCCAUAACAGACCCACAACCGAUGGGGAAGGUGGGCAUGUGCUUUCACCCUGAACAAGACAGAAUUGUGACUGUUCGUGAAUGUGCACGUUCUCAAGGCUUCCCAGAUAGUUAUCAGUUUGCUGGUAACGUUUUACAGAAACACAGGCAGAUUGGUAACGCGUUAAACAAGGGGGCAGCGGCAAUGGCGGGAAAUGAAAUCGAAGCAUAUAGAAAAGGUUCUGUUUUUUUAAGGUGGGCAAGUUUUUAUGAACUUUUUGAAAUGGAUUGGUACCAUGUUCUUGUUGUGGAGCAAACUAGACUCCUGAACAACUUGAACUUUGUGGCAGACAGAAAGGCUGCAAACAUAAUGGAAACUGGAAGAAGAUGUAUCGAGGAAGAAAAAAGGAAAGACUGGAGGAGAAAAUACUUAGGUGUCUCCAUCACAAAUUAG
Messenger RNA from Fraxinus pennsylvanica, 4656 nucleotides. The record is from the annotation of a GenBank genome assembly. NCBI's taxonomy places the organism in Eukaryota, Viridiplantae, Streptophyta, Magnoliopsida, Lamiales, Oleaceae.